Messenger RNA from Gamsiella multidivaricata, 1089 nucleotides. RefSeq names its product Alpha/Beta hydrolase protein. The coding region runs from base 1 to 1089 and encodes 362 amino acids. Gene Ontology annotation, biological process: protein depalmitoylation. NCBI's taxonomy places the organism in Eukaryota, Fungi, Mortierellomycota, Mortierellomycetes, Mortierellales, Mortierellaceae. Gene Ontology annotation, cellular component: cytoplasm. The transcript has 3 exons. Gene Ontology annotation, molecular function: carboxylic ester hydrolase activity; palmitoyl-(protein) hydrolase activity. The record is from RefSeq and is a predicted model, not a curated record.
AUGGCCACUGCUGUCAGUAAACCCCCCUGCGUGGUCUGCAAAACACCCUCAAUAACCCGGUGCUCGCGUUGCAAGGUGGUGCACUAUUGUUCCGAAACCUGCCAGCGCAGGGACUGGCCCACCCAUAAGAUCGCCUGCACCCCCUCUACCUCCUCUACAGCGACCCCCACUACCAAAGCGACACCGCCAACCUCUUCUUCCUCGCCUCCCUCUUCCUCAACAGCAACAGAAAACAAGCAGACAUCAUCAACGCCGACACUUCCAGACCCCAGCAAAGUCUUAAACGCUCAUCCAAUAGAAUCCAAGACGUCGCCCACUUCGAUUCGCAAGACCAGUCCGCAGGCAUCGUCCACGACACUCAAGUUCGAGUACCAGCCCUCGCCGGAUGGCGUAGAUGAGAACUUGGUCUUGUUUUUCCAUGGGCUGGGUGAUAAGAUUAAGCCGAAUUUUGUCAAGCUGGCACAGAAUAUGCAGUUGCCCCAGACAGCGACGUGCUGUGUCCAGGCACCGACCCCAGUGCCGUAUCUGGAGCAAGAGGGGUGGCAGUGGUACCCGUCCUUUAACAACUUGAACGGGGAGUUACUUGGCCCCGACAGCCCCGAGAGAAUGUUGCAAGUCAAGCAGCUGGUGCGCCCAGAGCUUAUAAAGCUGAUUCGUCACUGCAUCGAUCACUGCGGGUUUGAGUCACGCAAGAUUUCGUUGUUUGGGUUCUCACAGGGAGGGGAGAUUGCGCUGGACUUGGCGGCGUUUGGAGGACUGAACCUGCGGGCGGUGAUCAGCGUGGCAGGGUAUUUAAUGGAGGAGGCGCAAAAUGACGAGCCGGCGGUGAAGCCGUCGAACACGCAGGUGCUGGUGAUGCAGGGGGACAAAGAUGAUCUACGGACGAUUCAGGAGGCGAAGGCGCGGUUCAAGUAUUUGCAGAAGACGUUUGGAAAGGCGAACGUAGAGCAGCAGAUCGUAGAAGGAAUGGGCCAUGGUAUGCCGGCCAGCGAGUCUGGUUGGCGGCCGUUGAUGGAGUUCUUUGCAAGGGUCCUGGAUCAUCGUUCCACGACUAUGGAGGGCAUGUCAAACGUAUAUGAAAUCAAGUAA